GUCACCAAAAUUGAUCUUUGUCCCGCUGAGCACCUGAGCCUCGUGUAACCAUGGCAACAGAUAUGCGUAAUCCCCUGAUAAAGGGAAAGAGCCAGGAUGUGGAGGAUAUUUCCUUGGAGAAUCUGGAUGACUUGCUGGCUCAGCUGUCACAGGCAGAACUUGAGGAGCUGAACGGAGAUUUCGAUCCAGAUAAUUCGCUUUUGCCGCCAUCUCAGCGUCAGAGAGAUCAGACAGACAAAGAGCCCACAGGACCUUUCAACAAGAAACACCUGCUAGAAUUUCUGGAGAAACAGGCUAAAGAAGAGAAGGACUGGGACACUAAACCCUUCACUAAGGAGACAAGAGGUAAAGUGUUUGUGCCUAAGGAAGUGGAGGAGGAGAAGCUGAGGCUGGGGGCUGAUGAGGAUGGUGUGGAAACAGAGUGGGACGACAUCCUCCAGCAGGCCUCUGAGGAGGAACUCGUAGACUUGGCAGCUGUACUGGGCUUCCACUCGAUGUUGACUCAGGUGCAGUACCACGCUUCACUACAAGAUGAAGCCAUCAGUAAUCAUGGCGGAUUUAAAGCGGCUGCCAAAGCUGAAGCCUUGAAAAUUAUCCCAAAUGAACCACCAAAUCCAACAGAUGUGGAAGAAACGCUGGAGAAAUUGAAAAACAAUGACUCUAAACUUGUCAAUGUGAACCUUAACAACAUUAAAAAUAUCUCAUUGGAACGUCUGAUUGAACUGAGUGAAGCUCUGGCUACAAAUUCACACCUCAAAGUUCUCCAUAUGGCUAACACAGGCUUUACAGACAAGGCAGCAAAGGUUCUUGCCCAGUCAUUAGAGCAGAACAAAACGUUACGUGUCCUGAAUUUAGAGUCUAACUACAUCACUGGGGAUAAUAUCUUGGCCUUAGUGCAGGCAAUCAACAACAACAAGACGGUGGUGGAGUUGAGGGUGGCUAACCAGAAACCCUCCAUUUUGGGCAACAGGGUCGAGAUGGCAAUCUCCAAGGCAAUAGCAGAGAAUGAUAACAUUUUGAGGUUUGGAAUUUUCUUUGAGUUCCCUGAUGCCAGGAUCCGAGUGCAUGAAAAAUUGAAGGCCAACAAUGACUUGUUGAGGAAAGAGCGUCUGGGCAAGGCCAAGGGGACAUAAAUCUGUCGUCUGGAGAAGAAUCUCGUAAAUCGUGGAACCAGAGAUACCUUUAUUAUAAUGUGACUUUUUUGACCAAUCAUUGAUUGGCAUUUUUAUCUAUGCGGCACAUCUCUUUUUUGAAGUGCGGACUUCUGCUUUCCCAUUUGCAGAGCUGUUGUUGUUGUAUCCAGUAGUGAUUUCUGAAAAUAGCUGCUUCUUCGGUUGCCAUAAUCUUGGAAGCGUGUUAUGUACCUGUUAUGUGUGGGAGAAAUGCAACCACUUGCAGCUAGAGUUUUAUUCGGUGCUGAAUAGUUGGCAUUGACUAGUGUCAUUUCUACGCACAACAACGUAAGAGAGCCAGCUAACAGAGAGGAGGGCAUAUUGAAGAUUACCCUGUACAGACAUGGAGUCAAGUUCACCAAUCGCAUGUAGUGUAACAUCCUUGUAAUGUCCUUGUAACUAUCCAGGUGAGGUAAUUAAACGGUUAUUGCACUGGCAUGGCUUUUUGUUAAAUGGCGUAUAAUCUAGUAAAUGUAGCCGUCUCCAAAACCAAGUUCUCAUGUAUACUUAUGGUUAUUGCCUAGUAUCAUGGCACCACAAACACAUUUAUAUACACGCAUCAUGAUUUAAUUACAGACAUACAUUAACAAAUUUUAUUUCCCAUUGUUGUCAACUUUAAGACUUUUUUAUUUUGUGUCUGCUUUAGCUGUCUUCAACUCAGUGCAGACAGAACUUAACAAGGUGCAAAUGUGUAUGCAAGAUUUUGUUACAGUCUCUAGCAAAGGAAUUUUGAACAUUUAAAUUUGUACUGAAGUUUUAUACAUGUGUUUGGCUUUUUGCUGAAGCUGAGAAUAAAGAAAAGUUGCAUGUUGUGUAAGGCAUGCUUUCUGGUGUAUAUUGUGUCCUUGAAUGUCAAUUUGCGAAAGAGUAUAGCAGUUGUAAAAGCUUUAACCAUACCUGUUAUAUUAAGACUGCUGUGACAUACGAGGCCUAAAGAUCCUGACAACUUGCCUGUAUCGGACUUACAGAAUAUCCCUGAUUUGAAAGGGCUGUAGAAGUCCACAACUCUGCAGCUUUCAGGAAAGGUCUGGUAUCCCUUUCAAAACAUCUGCAUAGUGGCUCAUUUGAUACUGGGGACAAAACAGGUGCAAAUUUGUAAUGCACUGAAACUUUUAAAUCUUGGUCUUGUUUAGCACAACAGAUAGAAUUUAGGUGCAGCUUUUGCUGAUGCAAGUGUGUGCUUUGCCAAACAUUAUAAUCUAGCAUGCACUGUACACAUAUGGUACUAUAGAUGCGAACUGAAUUAACAAAUAUACAUGCAAACAUGGGAAUACUUAUGUAGGUAUUUGUUUAUGUAUGAGCUUCAAAGUACAUGUAAGUUAAAAUGGUGUGGUGUUAAAAACAUGGUGAUCAAUUUGCUGCCCUUGUGUAGAAUUUUUUUUAUCACCUUUUUUAUGUGCCAAUCUAAUUUUGGCUAGCAAGGUUGAAGAGUUUGUAUGUUAUAUAUGUCUUUUUUUUUUCAGUUGACAAGUUGUCUUGAUGGUUACAUUUGCUGUGACACCACAGGUGGCAAACAAAAUCAUGAUGUAGUAUUUUUACAUGACUAUUCAUUUUAAUUGUUUUGUUUUUAACUUUUUUAGUUUUCGAUUAUAGAUUUUAACAUGGCUUUAUUAAUUCUAUUUUUUUUUUCGUACUUUUUUCUACAUUGGCAGAAGAGAAUGGGACCUGAAAAACAGCUGUUUUGGAAAUGUUUGGCUUUGUAAAUUACAAAUAAACAACACAGAUAAAAUGAGUCUAACAUCAACACUAUUAUAUACCUCAUAAACUUGAUUACUCCAGUGGUAAAUUAUUAACAUUUUUGUUAAGGUUCUGAUUUAUAUACAUGUAUAGUUUGUAUCAAAAAUAGUUGCAUUUUCAGUGUAAAAUAUGCAGUCAUAGACAUUUCAUGUUGGAGAUAUCGAAACCAUUUCAAGUACAUGCAUCAGGUUUAGCUGAUUUCCUGUUUUUUUCUUGCCCAGCCAGUCAUGUUGUACUCGAAUGAACAUAUAACCCUUGGUGUGUAUUUGUAGAGGACUGUGUACACCCCCUCUCCAUUUCUCAUGUUGAAUUGUGUUUAUAGGCAAACAGGCAAAACCCAUGUAUUUCUAAAAUACCACCCGAUCUCUGACAUUUUUGGCUCUUCAAGAACAUUUUUAUUAUGACUACCGAUACUACUAUUAUUAUUAUUAUGUAGGAAAUUUAAGAAAACAUGUAACUGAAUUGUUGUACUCUGAAUACUCUAUGAAUUGAUACAUUGGAGAAGGGUUCUGAUGAGUUCACUUUCACUUUCAGUUUUUAAUAUUGUGUAGAAUGUGCACGGCUCAUCAGGCAUUUAGUUUACAACCUAAGCAGCGAUAUAACCAAACACUAGUACAAAUGAGGUUUCAUUGCUAUGUCAUAUUUAAGCAAAUUUGAGUCCCAAUCCAGGUAUUUUGUAGAAUUCACCAUACCGGUAUAUGAAGCCACGUGUAUGUUAUGAUGCAUGCUCUAGGACUAUAAAAGUCCAUAGGUCCUGUACUAUACUGUAUGUACAUGUAUAUCUUACUGCAUAUUAUGUAUAGAAUUUGCCGUUUUAUUGGCCGUGAAACAGGACAACAUGUGUAUAAUAUGUGCGGAGUCCUGCACAGGUGUGUCUCAAUUUUUCUGAGUUGUUUGAAAUUUACUUUCAGUCUGCGACUGGCGUUUUCACAUGCCUUAUCCACAAGUAUCUAGGGCAAUGUAAGGAAUGGUUCAAGGCAAAUGACUUUUUUAACAAGUGUUUUUGAAUACAUACUUCUUAAGUCUGGCAAAAGACGGCAUUUGGUUGCAAAAUGGAACCUUUGUUAAGCAUGGUAACACUUUUAGAGCAAAGUUUUUAAUGACUUUUGACUCAUUAGUAAAAAAAAAAAAAAAAGCCUCCUCAAAGAUAAGAGAUAGAUUUGUUUAAACUUAUGUGACCCUAUGCAUAAGAGCCUACACGUACAUGUAUGUACAGUUAAACGAGUGUAACAUUUGUUUUAUUUUCAUAAAUGUACGGGAAAGAAUGAAAUAACUGUUGACAAAAUGAUAUAUUAAUGUGAAGCUUCUCUUAUGUAUGCAUGGUUGUCUCGAUAAUGGCCUGUAUAAUGUAACUCCAAACCUGGAGAAGGAUUCAGGGGAGAUUACUGCGUGUGUCUGACUGCAAUGCAGGGCUUACCAAAUAUAAAAGAUUUCCUCCAAAAUGAUUUCUUUUCUUCCAC
Molecule: messenger RNA, 4369 nt
Organism: Liolophura sinensis
Lineage: Eukaryota; Metazoa; Mollusca; Polyplacophora; Chitonida; Chitonidae
Product: tropomodulin-1-like
Exons: 9
Coding region: 51-1133 (360 amino acids)
Biological process (GO): myofibril assembly; pointed-end actin filament capping; actin filament organization
Cellular component (GO): myofibril; cytoskeleton
Molecular function (GO): tropomyosin binding
Source: RefSeq, a predicted model, not a curated record